Molecule: messenger RNA, 2590 nt
Organism: Ruditapes philippinarum (Manila clam)
Lineage: Eukaryota; Metazoa; Mollusca; Bivalvia; Venerida; Veneridae
Product: carcinoembryonic antigen-related cell adhesion molecule 5-like
Exons: 10
Coding region: 101-2590 (829 amino acids)
Source: RefSeq, a predicted model, not a curated record
AGAACCGUCGGUAUGUUACAGUAAAUCUACAGUGCUUAAUGGAUGUAUUUAGACAAAGGUUACUUAAUAUCUCCAAGUAGUAGUAUACUUACUUUUGGAAAUGCAGAACUGGAAAUUUCAUUUAAGUUUGUUUGCUCUGUGUUUCAUUCAGGGUGUAUCAUGUCAAAGCAUUGUUCUAACUCCGACCAAAGCUUACGCCGAUAUAAACGAGGCCCUUACGUUAACCUGCACGUAUAUCGGUUACAACAAUAUCGCAGGGACGAAGUGGAAUAUAAAUAACGAAUCUACACCAACUAUAGUAAGACAUCAAAAUGGCAUUUGUAGUGGUAGUGAUAUCUUCGCCAAUGACAACAUUUACAGAGUUGGAUGUCCAUCUAAUACAUCUUUUACCGUAACUAUAUUACGUGUACAACAAAGAGAUCUUAAUAUACCAUGGAUGUGUUUUGGUCAUACUAAAAUAAGUAAUACUGUUAGAAUAUUAGCAAAAGUUCCUGUUGAAAAUGUAGUACUUUCUGGACCAAGUUCUAGUUACAUAAAAGAGCAUUCCCGACAAACAAUCAAGUGUAAGACAUCACCUGGUCGACCACAACCACGAGUAGGUUGGUAUCUCCAUGAAUCUUAUACAGUUGUAAAACAAAAGAUAACUGUAAAUUCGUCAACACAGAUACUCAGUGAUAGCGGGGAUGGACUUAUAGCUGUCGAAAAUACCUUACAAUUUUACCCAAAUAGAUCGAUAAACAACUGGAUGUUGAGUUGUGAAGCGUGGACAGACGACGAAACCAGAGCAGUUUAUAGCAACAGAUUGACUUUGAAUGUUGCUUAUCCCCCGGAGAAACCUGUAAUAAUGGGUUUCACAGACGGUGAAAAAUAUUCACUUAUAGAAUCCGAGUUUGUCAAACUGUCUUGUUCGUCACAUGGCGGAAAUCCACUAGCUAAUUUGACAUGGAAUUGCUAUAACAGUAAACCAACAUCUAUGACCAUUGAAGACAAAACAGUUUCCAGCACUGUUACAUGGUCUGGGUUUCGUGGUCAGUCAUCUUGUCUUUGUAUUUCACAUCAUUCCUGGUCUGGAACUACGCAAGAUACAACUGUAAUAAUUGAUGUUCUUUACCCUCCAAACAAACCAACUAUGACCAUCAGCAAUAAAACCGUCUCAAACGUUAUUAACGUUAUUUUGAGCAAAACCGUGCAAGUAAAAUGCGAAAGUAAAAGCAACCCACGCUCGAACUACACAUGGACAGGCCCAGCUGAUUUGAGCCAAGUGGAACAAAUACUGGAUGUAACAAUUAACAGCACGAUAGACAAGAUGUUUAAAUGCAAUGCGACAAAUCGAAUGGUUAGACAAAAUGGUACACACGUAAUUGGACGUAAUGAAUCUGCUGUUACAAUAAAGGUGUUGUAUCCACCUGGGAAUCCUUAUUUCAAAUAUGAAUACAGUAAUGGAACAAAGGUCAGUACUCAAAAUAUGAUAGACGUUAUAGAAGGAGAUUCGUUUUUAGUACAUUGCAAUGCAGCAGGAAAUCCAUUACCUACUUACAAGUGGGGCAGUAAUAAAGGCAACAGUAUUUUAAAGAUAACUUCAAUUACUUCCGACACAAAUAAAACAUGCCAUGUAAAGAACAUAAUGGAGGAAACAGUCGGUGAAAAUCGAACAGUAUCGACAUCUGCCUCAUUUUUUAUCAGGGUUCUUCAUGCGCCAUACAUUCCUACGAUCACGAUUUCGAACGGAACGAGACAAUUAAACAUAACAGCAGUGACUAUACAAUUAAGAGAAACAGACAAUAUCAAUAUGACCUGUUUCUCUGAAGGAAAACCUCUCCCAAACUACACCUGGGAUAGUCACAAUGAUCAAAUACAAGGACGUUUACGUCAAUUUACCAAUAUUAGCCGAAAGGAUGCCGGGAAUUACACGUGUUAUGCGAGUAACUUGAUGAAACGCACUUUUGGUGACACUGAACAAGGAUUGAACGUUUCCAGCUUGUCUCUCGACAUAAUGUAUCCAUCAACCAUUUCAUCACUAGAAGACAUAAGUACUCUGGAAGGAUCAGACCUUAAGGUUAUAUGUCGAGUUCAGGAGGGAAACCCAACUGAAGAUAGUGUGUCAUGGACUAGAAUAAGUGAUGACAAGAAUUGGAAGAACAGUCAACUGAUUAUAACUAAUGUUUCUAGAGCAGAUGACACAAAAUAUACAUGCACUUUACGAAGUACAAUCAUUCCAACAAUUGGUGACGAAACAUUGACUUUAAGAAACAAAACAAUACAUCUAAAUGUUUUUUUUUCUUCAGAAAUCAAACAUUUUACUGUUGUAAAAAAGAAGUCAAGUGGAACGUUUAUUGUAAACCAAACAGAUGAAGUUUCAUUAGAAUGUACAGCAGAAGCUAACCCAGCCUCGAUUCUAUCUAUAUAUAAUACACGUGGCAAGAGUAUAUCGACAGUAAAAAACAGAAAUUUGCUGCUUUACAGCAUAUCAAAUGCGUCGUUCGAAAACGCAGGCAAAUAUAAAUGUGAAGGCAGAAACAACUACACAAAGGAUAAACCAUCAGUAUCAGAACUGAUAAUGGUUGUCAAAUGUAAGUUAAACCGGCUUUGA